Paraphaeosphaeria sporulosa is the source of this 539-nucleotide messenger RNA. RefSeq lists its product as uncharacterized. The record is from RefSeq and is a predicted model, not a curated record. The transcript has a single exon. NCBI's taxonomy places the organism in Eukaryota, Fungi, Ascomycota, Dothideomycetes, Pleosporales, Didymosphaeriaceae. The coding region runs from base 113 to 412 and encodes 99 amino acids.
CUGAUUGGCUCGGCGGCUCUCGAGCUGGUCCUGCCGGAGCUGUAAAAGAGAGGAAGCGCAGAGCGCCAGGCAAUGGCAGCAGAGUUGCACGAGGUGGACUUCAUACGCGCGCAUGCCAAUGAGGCUACAGAGUCCUCUGUUUCUGUAUAUACCCUCUCUUCUAUUCAAGAGCUCCAGAUCUACUCUGCGUCUCAAUCGAGACUUCCGCUCCUGCACAUGCUACACACACUUUCUAAGUAACACCACAUAUCCAUCUCCACCCCACUACUACUUAUCUGUCUCCAUCCAGACAGCCACAUCUACCAUUACAAAUCCUCCGACCACCAAAACCGUCAAACCGUCAAACCUCUGUCUCAUCGACCACACCACGGACCUCCGACAUCUGAAACAUCGGACUCCGCGACCUCGCUGAUGCCAUGCAGCACAGGCGAAUUAUUAUGCCCGAACAUACAAGGCUACUAAAUAAGCUUUUCGCGUGACCGGGUUCUUGGGACGGGGAUGGUUUAUCAGUGGAGAUGUGAGGGAGGGGACGUGUCACG